AUGUAUAACACAGCAUUAAGUACUUCACUUUGGAUGGGCGAUCUGGACAGUAGCCUGGACGAGCCAGCCAUUAUCAGUGCUUUUGCCAAACUGGGAGAGGUAGCCGUCAGUGUCAGGAUGAUGGCAGACGCCAACAACUGUGGCUCACUGAGCCCAGGGAAUUACUGCUUUGUGGAAUUUCCUGACGUGGACUCUGCCCAGAGAGUGCUGCAGAGGCUCAAUGGAAAACACAUUCCGGGAAAACCAGGGAGGUGUGUAUGUCUCAUGUAUACAUAUGGUAAAGGGAGACAGGUGUGUAUGCCCGAGUUUUCCUUGUUUGUGGGUGAGCUGUCAUGGAACGUCGACGACUACGAGCUGUUUGCUUUCUUCCAGAAACGAUACAAGUUCAGAGGGGAACUGUUUAUUGAGAUAUCAGACACUUACACAUUUGUUUUAGAUCACAAUGGCAAAAGCCGAGGAUUUGGUUUUGUCCGUUUCUCAGAAGAGAGUGACCAGCAGAGGGCGCUGAUAGAGAUGCAACACAUGACUGGACUUGGUCGGCGACCAAUCAGAGUCAGUCUCGCAUCGGUCAAGAGACCCAGUGAUCCUCUGUCUGGAGCUGCACCAGUAGCCAUGGCCCCACCUGCUCCACACAACAAUUAUUACACUGGCCACGACUCGUGGGGUGGUUACAAUUACCAAUACUCUCAGCCGUACCCACAUGCUCCUCCUGCAGCUGUGGAUUAUCGGCAGAACAAUUCCCAAUUUCCGACUUCUCUACCAGAAGUUGAAGAUGAUUCAGAACUUCUCGAAGAUCCUGGUCUAGAAAUUAAUGUGGGCAAAGAGAACCGGGAGUUUAUUGAGUCCAGUGAGUCAUUUUUUACAGCCUUGGAAAAAUCCAGAUGGCAACCAUUGGAUAACAUAUUUUCUGAGAUUGCUGAUUAG
This is a messenger RNA of Candidula unifasciata, 924 nucleotides long. NCBI's taxonomy places the organism in Eukaryota, Metazoa, Mollusca, Gastropoda, Stylommatophora, Geomitridae. The record is from the annotation of a GenBank genome assembly.